Macrosiphum euphorbiae (potato aphid) is the source of this 675-nucleotide messenger RNA. Lineage: Eukaryota; Metazoa; Arthropoda; Insecta; Hemiptera; Aphididae. The record is from the annotation of a GenBank genome assembly.
AUGGCAAAAUUAGUAUUAUCAGAAAACAGUUUGUUUGGAGAGAUUGAGCAGAGGGCUCAAUGGGGGCCCAUUACUAAGGGCAGUGACGAAAAGUUGGCCACAGCGCAUUGCGUUUCCGAGGACUUCCAAAUGGGAAAAUGCAUUGCCGUUAACUUCAAGCUGAAGUACGGAUCCCUCGGAGCCCUGAUGGACCAAAAGGUCAGAGUCCGUGGUGUGGCGGAAUUAAAACCUAGUGAUGAGGGACAACAAUUGUAUGUGUUUUACCUCGUCACAAAGGUUUUAUUUCACCAUAAACCGACUCUCCAAUCACUGGCCGAGUCAUUACUCCUGUUACGGGAUCGAUUAUUGGAUUUAAGUACAAAUCAAUUAAUCAUCCCAAAACUGGGGUGUAACUUGGAUCGGCUAAAUUGGUAUCAGGUGCGUGGCCUACUUUUCGAUACCUUUGAGAGCUGUGGUAUGAUGACCAUCACAGUGUGUGACCCAGAACACUUUGAAAUACUGCCGCAUAAACUAAAGCCCCUUAGUGAGGAAAGUAUGGAGAUUUUUGGCACUUCCAAUAGCCGCGGACCUGCAACAGCACCUGAAGUACUGGUACUACCCAUUGAUUUGUGUAAUGCCAGUACAAAUGAAACAUUUUUAAAAUAUUUAAAUCAUUUCAAUUUGAAGGCCAAGUAA